CUCGGGACCGAGCAACCCUGCUCUGGACUUUGACAGCACAGCAGGCAGCAGCAGCAGCGUCAGCGACAGUUCUGCCGCUAAGGUUGUGAUUGCUACUUCUGCCACCAUCAAGACGGGCAGCCUCAAGGCCGGUGCCCACGAUGACGCUACUAACCGCAGCAGCAGUGCCGCCGAUGGGGCCUCAUCAGUGCCGUUGCUUGGUGCGGGCGGCUGCGUAUCCGCCUCCGUGCACAAGUCCUUCUCUCCUGCCACCCACCUGACGAGCAUCUCGGUGCAUUUGUACGGCAAUGGCUCUGCUGCGCCGGCUUGUACGGCUUGGCUGUCAAGCCUUGAAGCACCCAUGUUUGUCUUCAUGAGGCUGGCAGGCGCUGCCGUGGUGGAGGAGGUCCAGCAGCUCGGCUCGUACGCUCCUCCUACGGCGUUCUUCAAGUCAUCGUCAUCAUUCGUCGUGCCGGUUCGUAUCCGCGAAGGCGCCGCUGCGACCUUCCGACUGGCCGUCGCUGACGUUGCCGCUCUCAACGACAUCUGCGAACAGGGCGCCCUUUCGGAUCAGUUGCCUGACACAUGCGUGUUGCAGCUCGUUAGCUCAGCCUCGGGAGUCGUCGCUACAGGUCUUGUGGGCGAGGACUCUGGCACGGAUGCCGGCACGGUCGGCGAAGUACCCGGUUUCCACGUCCCAACCCCAGAUAGCAGCAGCCCUCUGACCCCUCCGCCCCUGCUACUGCAACCGCCGGUGGGCGUGGGCGCAAGCCUCACGCCACCAAGCAGGCACGCGGCGGCAGCAGCACCUGCAGCAGCAACAGCCCUCGGCGGCAGUAGCAGCAGCGGAUCUGCGCAGCCUGGGCUUAGCAGGAUUGGCAUCAUAACCGGUAUGGUUGUGAGCUGUGCAAUGCUGGCUAUGAUUGCGGCCGUUGCCUUGACACUCCGCCGUCGAUGGAGGGCUUUACAGGCAGCAGCUAGCGAGGAAGAGGACAGCCAAA
This is a messenger RNA of Astrephomene gubernaculifera, 980 nucleotides long. NCBI's taxonomy places the organism in Eukaryota, Viridiplantae, Chlorophyta, Chlorophyceae, Chlamydomonadales, Astrephomenaceae. The record is from the annotation of a GenBank genome assembly.